This is a messenger RNA of Capsicum annuum, 2811 nucleotides long. Its product is annotated as G-type lectin S-receptor-like serine/threonine-protein kinase SD2-5. Gene Ontology annotation, molecular function: ATP binding; protein serine/threonine kinase activity. Lineage: Eukaryota; Viridiplantae; Streptophyta; Magnoliopsida; Solanales; Solanaceae. The coding region runs from base 216 to 2672 and encodes 818 amino acids. Gene Ontology annotation, biological process: protein phosphorylation. The record is from RefSeq and is a predicted model, not a curated record. The transcript is spliced from 2 exons.
CUGGAAGUAAACAGAAUGGAAGAAAUUAUGUGAUGCCUAUCUACUGAGCAAAGAUUGAAAGAGACCUUAGCUAAUUUAGAACUGAUUUAGAGAGCAAAUUACAAUUAUUGUAUGCUCAUUUUCUUUCUCCAACUAUACACAACAAGAAGGUCAUAUCCCCAACAAAGGUACAACAGCAAGAUUCCAUAUAGUUUAUCGGCUUCGUUUAGAAAACAAUGCUUGUAGAACACAAAUUGGGUUUUCCUAUCCGUCUCUUCAUUUAUUUUCUCUUUUGUUCAUCUCAGUUUGCUUCAUCACAACUUCCAUGGCAGUACAACACCAGUCUUUUGAAUUCUACUGCCGGGCUUUCCACUUCCUGGACCAACAGGCCAUCUCUCACUGGUAAUUCCACCAUCGUCGCCUCUCGUAUGACACCUAUACUUCAUCGAGGAAAUACCGGACCACGAUUCCUCUGUGGCUUUGCCUGCAACUUCAAUGUCACAGAAUGCUUUUUUGGUGUCAUCUUGUUCCGCACAAAAAACGAAUGGGUAAACUACCCCCAGUUAGUUUGGUCAGCGAACAGGGACCAUCCUGUGAAUAAGGAUGCAACCUUGAAACUAGGUCAAGAUGGCAACUUGGUCUUGACAGACUCCAAUGGCACUCUUGUUUGGUCCACUAAUACUGCUAGCAAAUCUGUUGCAGGCUUGAACUUGACAGAAAUGGGAAAUCUUGUGCUCUUUGAUAAGAGAAAGCGUCCAAUUUGGCAGUCUUUUAAUCAUCCAACGGAUUCUUUGCUUCCAGGGCAGAAUUUGGAUUCUGGGAGAAAGCUCGUAGCAAGUAUUUCAGCAUCCAACCAGAGUCAAGGUUUGUUUGCUCUUACUGUUCUCAAUGGAUUCUGGGCCACUUACACAGAUACUGAUCCACCUCAAUAUUACUAUGCUUCAAGAUAUCCGCUAGGGGCUGACGGACAUUUAAGGAUAUACCAAUGGGACGUCGUUGAUUGGAAAGAGGUAUCCGACAUUUUGAUGCCAUAUGCAGGAAACAGGGGAACCUGUGGGUAUCCAAUGGUGUGUGGAAGAUAUGGCAUUUGUUCAAAUAAUGGGCAAUGUACUUGUCCGGCAGAGGAAAAGUUCUUCCGGCCAUUUUCUGAGAGGAAACCAGAUCUUGGAUGUUCACAGCUCACUUCCAUUAACUGCAACUCUUUGCAGUAUCAUAGUUUUGUAGAGCUAAAGAAUACCACAUAUUUUUCAUUUUAUUUCAAUCAUGAACUAAGUUCCAGCAUAUUAUGGCUUGAGGGGAAACAGUUGGAAGAUUGCAAAAGGGCCUGUCUGAGUAACUGUUCUUGCAAAGCUGCUGUUUUUGAGUAUGAUUGGAAUUGGAAUGGGACUCGAAGAGGGAAUGAUUGGAAUGAGACUCGAAGAGGGAACUGUUUGUUACUGAAUGAAGUCUUCUCUCUCAUAGACAACGAAGAAAGAAAAGACAAGACAGUAUUUCUUAAGGUUCAGAAUCCCUCAAAGGCACAGACUCAGUCUCCAAUCAUUCCUGGAGGAAAGAAAUCAAGACCUUUCAAAGUGAUAAUAGGAGCUACUCUUGCAGCUUUGUUUGGGAUAAUUUUAAGCAUAAGUAGUUGCUUUGUUAUUUUCAAAAAGAGGACAUAUGAAUCCAGAAAGUCUGGGGAUUCUCUUGAUCUAGAACCAAUCUUACCGGGAAUCCUAACUCGAUUCUCUUACAAUGAGCUGAAAAUAGUUACACAAGAUUUCAGUAGAAAGCUCGGGCAAGGAGGAUUUGGCUCUGUAUAUGAAGGAAUGCUGAGCAACGGAACCAAAAUAGCUGUGAAGAAUCUGGAUGGUGUAGGUCAAGUAAAGGAAUCAUUCUUAACAGAAGUAAAGAUAGUUGGCGGAAUUCACCAUAUCAAUCUGGUGAAACUCCUUGGAUUUUGUGCUGAAAAAAGCCACAGGCUUCUAAUAUAUGAGUACAUGGUGAAUGGAUCGUUGGAUAGGUGGAUUACGCAUGUAAAGCAGGAAAAUGGGCUUACAUGGCAGACAAGGCAAAGGAUAAUAUCAGAUAUUGCCAAAGGUUUAGCUUAUCUUCAUGGUGAUUGCAGUCAUAAGAUAAUUCAUCUGGACAUCAAACCACAAAACAUCCUCCUAGAUCAAAAUUUCAAUGCUAAGAUAUCUGAUUUUGGGUUAUCAAAACUAAUUGAUAAAGAAAAAAGCAAAGUAGUGACUCGAAUGAGAGGAACACCAGGGUAUUUAGCCCCUGAAUGGUUGAGGUCGGAAAUCACUGAGAAAGUUGAUGUGUAUGCCUUUGGAAUUGUGCUCUUGGAGCUCUUGUGUGGGCGAAAGAAUUUGGAUUGGUCCCAAGCUGAGGAGGAUGUCCAUUUGCUAAGUGUUUUUAGGAGAAAAGCAGAACAACAACAGCUCAUGGAUAUCGUCGACAAAAAGAACGAGGAUAUGCAGAUCCAUAAAGAAGCAGUGAUAGAAAGGAUGAGUCUCGCUGCAUGGUGUCUACAGGGUGAUUUCAACAAGAGGCCCUCCAUGACAUUGGUGGUUAAGGUAUUGGAAGGUUUGGUUUCUGUUGAAACCAACCUAGAUUACAAUUUCACAAGCCAACCUGAGGUUGAGGCACGCAACCACCAGAUGGAAGCCACUAGCGGUCCAAAACUACCUUCAGUUUUAUCUGGACCAAGGUAAACAAAAUUUCUAAUUCCAUCAUAACUUCGAUUACAAUUCAUUAAUGUAAUAUUCAGCAGAGGCAAACCAAGGAUUCGAACUUGACGGAUGCACCUUUAUAUUUAACAUAGUAAUUAAUAGUGUCAAAGUUCGACAUGCA